Molecule: messenger RNA, 2622 nt
Organism: Meyerozyma guilliermondii ATCC 6260
Lineage: Eukaryota; Fungi; Ascomycota; Pichiomycetes; Serinales; Debaryomycetaceae
Product: M1 family metallopeptidase
Exons: 1
Coding region: 1-2622 (873 amino acids)
Biological process (GO): proteolysis; peptide catabolic process
Cellular component (GO): cytoplasm
Molecular function (GO): metalloaminopeptidase activity; zinc ion binding; peptide binding
Source: RefSeq, a predicted model, not a curated record
AUGUCAUACUAUGAAGCUUUGCCUACGGGUUUAAAGCCAAUUCAUUAUGACUUGUUGAUUAGUGACAUUGAUUUAGACAACGAUACAUUCAAAGGAUCCACAAAUGUUCAUCUCAUUGCUAAGGAGGAGACUUCAGAAGUGUAUUUGAAUUAUAGAGAAUUGCUGAUCUCCGAAUCCGAAAUCCAUGUUGAGGUAGAUGGAAGUAGAGUGAGCGUUUCUGGAGUUGAGUUUAAUGAAAAGAAAGAAUACUUUGUUGUCAAACUUUCUCAAUCUAUACCCAAAGAUGCUGAAGUUGUCGUUACUGUCGUGUACCAUGGAGUGCUUCAAACUAAUAUGACUGGUCUCUACAGAUCAACAUAUGUUUUAAAUGGGGAGAAAAAGGUCAUGAUUUCUACUCAGUUUGAGGCUACGGAUGCCAGAAAAGCUUUCCCUUGUAUGGACGAACCAGCAUUGAAGGCUACAUUCACCGUUGAUUUGAUAAUAUUUGACGAGUGGAUGGCUUUGGGAAAUAUGCCAGUAGACAAAGAACUGACAACCGAAGGUUCAGGAUCCAGGCGAGUGAAGUUUCAGAAGACUCCUAUAAUGUCAACCUAUUUGCUUGCUUGGGCGUGUGGUGAGUUUGAGUAUAUUGAAUCUUUCACUUCCGAUCUCUAUCACGACGACAAACCCUUACCAGUUCGGAUUUAUACCACUAAAGGCUAUAAGAAAGAGGCUGAGUAUGCUUCCAUCAUUACUCCAAAGAUUGUUGACUACUUUUCCCGCAUUUUUGAGGUCAAAUAUCCACUUCCAAAACUUGAUUUGAUUGCCGUUCAUUCGUAUUCACACAAUGCCAUGGAAAACUGGGGAUUAAUCACCUACAGAUCAACAGCCUUAUUAUACUCUGAGGAAAAGUCAGACCCAUCUUACAAGAAGAAGGUCACUUAUGUCGUUGCGCACGAAUUAGCCCACCAGUGGUUUGGUAACCUUGUCACAAUGCAAUGGUGGGAUGAAUUAUGGCUCAACGAGGGCUUCGCAACAUGGGUUGGUUACAAUGCGGUUGAUUACUUGUUCCCAGAAUGGAGCAUUUUUAACGACUUUGUUUCUGAAUCCUUGCAGCAAGCUCUUGACCUUGAUGGUUUGAGAAAUUCACAUCCAAUCCAGGUGCCUGUCGUCGAUGCCUUAGACAUUGAUGCCUUAUUCGAUAAAAUCUCAUACCAGAAGGGUGCGUCUACAAUCCUUAUGAUAUCCAACUUCUUGGGUGAAAGCACGUUUUUGAAAGGAGUUGCAGCCUAUUUGAACAAUAACAAGUUCAGUAAUGCCACAUCUGAUGAUCUCUGGAAUGCAAUCGAGAAAGUCUCUGGGAAACCAGUGAAGAAGAUGAUGGAUAACUGGAUCAAGAAAAUUGGUUUUCCAGUUAUCAAUGUUGACGUUGACACGAAUACUGGUUCGUUGAUUCUUAAACAGUCUAGGUUUUUGAAUGGUGGAGAUGUGAAGGCUGAAGAAGAUCAAACUACCUGGUGGAUACCUCUUAAUAUUGUGGGUUCUGUGGAUUCAGGUGCUUCAGACUUCUCCGGAAGAAAUUUCACGAUCAAUAAAUUCAGCCCUGGCCACGGAGCUUUCAAGCUCAACAGAAACACUACUGGUGUUUACCGUGUCAACUACUCUCCCUCUGUUUUGGAAACCAACAUCUUACCGCAUUUUGACAAGUUUUCAGCAACGGACAAGGUGGGUAUUAUCGCUGAUACCGUAUCCAUCGCUAUUUCUGGCGACAAGUAUACGACCACUGUUACGUUUCUUCAACUCAUAAAGUCUGUUGUGGAAGCCGACCAAUUUGGGGAAGAUUUUGUUGUGUGGCUGGAACUUGGUGUUAGAUUGCAAAGCUUGAGUAUUGUCUUUCCUUCAUUAAGUUAUUCGUGGGCGGCUUUUGCAAGAAGCAUUUACACUAAGUUGGCGCUUAAACUCUUGAACUCUCUGAUUGAUGCUUCCGAGUUUUUGAAACUGAAACUCAAAACGUUGAUUUUAACCGCCUCGGGUGUUUCUGGUGUCAAGGAGGUUGAAGACUAUGCGUUCGAAUUAUUUGAACAGUGGAAAGCUGGCAAACAAUUGGAUCCUUCUCUUAGAUCAUUUGUGUGGUCUACGGUAUGUGCUUCAUCGAAAGUCAACGAGGAGAUUUUCGAAACCAUAAUGAAAGAAGUCAGGAGCCCUUCAUCCUUGGACUCCAGAGAGAUAGCUCUUGGGUCGCUUGGUAAUUUGAGUAGUGUCGAGCUUGCCAACCGGGUGAUGAAUUUUGUCUUAGAUCCGGAAACCAUCCCCACAAUGGAUGCUCAAUUUUUGUGCCAAUCUCUUUCGGUCAAUCCCAAGACGAAGGACAUAUUCUUGACCUUUUUCAAGAACAACUACGAUGCUCUUUACGGCCUUUUGUCAACAAACAUGGUCUUUUUGAAUGGAUUUGUCAAAACCACCUUGAGCAAUUACCUGACGACCGAACAAUUGUCGGAAAUCGAGCUGAUCUUCAUUGGAAGGUCUGUUCAUGGAUUUGACAGAUCAUUAGAGCAGGUGCGUGAUAAUGUCAAGAUCAAUAUUACGUGGGUAGAACGGGACGAACAGCCAGUGGCCAACUGGCUUACGAGCAAUGGCUAUUAG